UGGUGCUGAUGCAGGAUGGCAGAGCGCGAGAGCGCAGGAGCCCGGGAGGUCUGAGCCGGGCGAGGCUGGUCCCCUGCUCAUCGCCCGCUGCGCCCGCCGCCUGUUCGCGGCCAAGGGGGCCCGGGGCGCGGCGCUGGGCCUGGGGAGGCAGAUCUGCAGCUGGUGGGCCCGGAGCUGCCGGGCUGCAGCUGCCCAGCCCGCCAGGGGUGCGAUGACCUGCUGAGUGAGGCGGACGGUCCCUCCCAGGAGGUUGCGGGAGGCGGCCUGGCCGCAGGCCGUGCGGGGCGGUGCGAGCCCGGGCCCUCCGGCCCCUGAGCCCCGCGCAGCCUCUGCCGCGGGCGGAGAUGGCGGACCCCGCGGAAUGCAGCAUCAAAGUCAUGUGCCGGUUUCGGCCCCUCAACGAAGCGGAGAUCCUCCGCGGGGACAAAUUCAUCCCCAAAUUUAAAGGCGAGGAGACUGUGGUGAUCGGGCAAGGGAAGCCAUAUGUCUUUGACAGAGUUCUGCCUCCCAGCACGACCCAAGAGCAGGUUUACAAUGCGUGUGCAAAGCAGAUUGUUAAAGAUGUCCUUGAAGGCUACAAUGGAACAAUAUUUGCAUAUGGACAGACUUCAUCUGGAAAGACGCAUACGAUGGAGGGCAAGCUCCACGAUCCACAACUCAUGGGCAUCAUCCCAAGGAUCGCACAUGACAUCUUUGAUCACAUCUAUUCCAUGGACGAAAACCUAGAGUUUCAUAUCAAGGUGUCCUAUUUUGAGAUCUACUUGGACAAAAUCCGGGACUUACUGGAUGUAUCCAAGACAAACCUGGCAGUUCACGAAGAUAAGAACAGAGUACCAUACGUAAAGGGAUGCACUGAGCGGUUCGUGUCAAGUCCUGAGGAAGUCAUGGAUGUGAUCGACGAAGGCAAAGCCAACCGACACGUGGCUGUGACAAACAUGAAUGAACACAGCUCUAGAAGUCACAGUAUCUUCCUGAUUAAUAUUAAACAAGAGAAUGUCGAGACUGAAAAAAAACUCAGCGGGAAGCUUUAUCUAGUUGAUUUGGCCGGGAGCGAAAAGGUCAGCAAAACUGGUGCUGAGGGAGCUGUUCUUGAUGAAGCGAAAAAUAUCAAUAAAUCUUUGUCUGCGCUUGGAAACGUCAUCUCCGCCUUGGCAGAAGGCACUAAAACACACGUGCCGUAUCGGGACAGCAAGAUGACUCGGAUUCUUCAGGACUCUCUGGGCGGGAACUGUAGAACCACCAUCGUGAUUUGCUGCUCUCCAUCCGUCUUCAAUGAGGCUGAGACCAAGUCCACACUCAUGUUUGGUCAAAGGGCUAAGACCAUCAAGAACACAGUCUCUGUGAACCUGGAGUUGACAGCCGAAGAGUGGAAGAAGAAAUACGAGAAAGAGAAAGAGAAGAACAAGACUUUGAAAAAUGUUAUCCAGCACCUAGAAAUGGAACUGAACAGGUGGAGAAAUGGAGAAGCUGUGCCUGAGGAUGAACAGAUCAGUGCUAAGGACCAGAAGACCCUGGAGCCCUGUGAUAACACGCCCAUCAUAGACAACAUCACCCCCGUCGUUGCUGGCAUCUCUGGAGAGGAGAAGGAAAAAUAUGACGAGGAGAUCUCCAGCCUCUACAGACAACUGGACGAUAAGGAUGAUGAAAUUAACCAGCAGAGCCAGCUGGCUGAGAAACUUAAGCAACAGAUGCUGGAUCAGGAUGAGCUUUUGGCCUCCACCAGAAGAGACUAUGAGAAGAUGCAGGAGGAGCUGACCCGCCUCCAGAUUGAAAACGAGGCAGCGAAAGAUGAAGUCAAGGAAGUCCUCCAGGCCCUGGAGGAACUGGCUGUCAAUUACGACCAGAAGUCACAGGAAGUGGAAGACAAGACCAGGGCCAAUGCGCAGCUGACAGAUGAGCUGGCCCAGAAAACGACGACACUGACAACCACACAGCGAGAGCUGAGUCAGCUGCAAGAGCUUAGCAACCACCAGAAAAAAAGAGCCACUGAGAUCCUGAACUUGCUGUUAAAAGACCUGGGGGAGAUCGGGGGAAUCAUUGGAACCAAUGAUGUCAAGACGUUGGCGGAUGUGAACGGCGUCAUCGAGGAGGAGUUCACCAUGGCCCGGCUGUACAUCAGCAAGAUGAAGUCAGAGGUCAAGUCCCUGGUGAACCGCAGCAAGCAGCUAGAGAGUGCCCAGCUGGACUCCAACAGGAAGAUGAACGCCAGCGAGCGUGAGCUGACCGCCUGCCAGCUGCUCAUCUCCCAGCAUGAGGCCAAGAUUAAAUCCUUGACUGACUACAUGCAGAACAUGGAACAGAAGAGGAGGCAGCUGGAAGAGUGCCAGGACUCGCUGAGUGAGGAGCUAGCCAAGCUCCGUGCCCAAGAGAAGAUGCACGAAGUUAGCUUCCAGGACAAGGAGAAGGAACACCUGACCCGGCUGCAGGAUGCGGAGGAGAUGAAGAAAGCACUGGAGCAGCAGAUGGAGAGCCACCGGGAAGCUCACCAGAAACAGCUGUCCAGACUCCGAGAUGAGAUUGAGGAGAAACAGAAAAUCAUUGAUGAGAUUCGAGAUUUGAACCAGAAGUUGCAGCUGGAGCAGGAGAAGCUCAGCUCUGACUAUACCAAGCUGAAAAUAGAGGACCAAGAGAGAGAGAUGAGACUGGAAAAACUCCUAUUGCUCAAUGACAAAAGGGAACAAGCCCGUGAGGACCUCAAAGGACUGGAAGAGACUGUGUCCCGGGAGCUCCAAACGCUACAUAACCUCCGAAAGCUCUUUGUUCAGGACCUGACUGCCCGGGUUAAAAAGAGUGUGGAGCUGGACAGCGAUGACGGUGGAGGCAGUGCUGCCCAGAAGCAGAAGAUUUCCUUCCUGGAAAAUAACCUGGAACAGCUCACUAAGGUCCACAAGCAGCUGGUCCGGGACAAUGCCGACCUGCGUUGUGAGCUGCCCAAGCUGGAGAAGCGGCUGCGGGCCACGGCCGAGCGCGUCAAGGCCCUGGAGAGUGCGCUCAAGGAGGCCAAGGAGAACGCCAUGCGGGACCGCAAGCGCUACCAGCAGGAGGUGGACCGCAUCAAGGAGGCUGUGCGGGCCAAGAACAUGGCCAGGAGGGCGCACUCGGCCCAGAUAGCCAAGCCCAUCCGUCCUGGACAUUAUCCGGCAUCAUCCCCAACAGCUGUCCAUGCCAUCCGAGGGGGAGGAGGUGGCUCUUCAAACUCCACCCACUACCAGAAAUAAAUACGAAAUACGACUCCCUGUAGCAUGUCAAGGACUACAUUAAUCACCACUUCCUUUAUAUAUUUUCCCUCCUUCACAAUUUCCGUGUUCUCUCACACACUUAGACCCUCCUCAACACCCACCCACCCACCCCCCCCCCCAAGCCUUCUGCAGUCCACCACUUGUUUCAGAUGUCUGAGCUGUGUCGAAUCUCUAUGUGUACAGAUGUGUGCUUGGACUGUUUGUCUUCUGGAGACAUCUGAAGGGGAUGACGACCCAAGAGCCACCUCCUCUGGGAAACAGUGCCGCUGCCAUGGCCUCAGGGUGCUGGCUACACUCGGGUCCCUACCUCCACC
Messenger RNA from Erinaceus europaeus (western European hedgehog), 3553 nucleotides. RefSeq names its product kinesin family member 5C (gene KIF5C). Gene Ontology annotation, molecular function: ATP binding; microtubule motor activity; microtubule binding. The record is from RefSeq and is a predicted model, not a curated record. Lineage: Eukaryota; Metazoa; Chordata; Mammalia; Eulipotyphla; Erinaceidae. The transcript is spliced from 26 exons. Gene Ontology annotation, biological process: microtubule-based movement. Bases 345 to 3218 code for a protein of 957 amino acids.